AAUAUCUGGAAAACAUUCUUCACAUGUGCGCACGUUUCUGUUUAUUCGAUUUAUUCCGAGGAUAUUUUGUUGAAAAUUGACCGAUCUGCUUGUUGAAAAUAGUGAUAACGGUGGCGAGAAAUCAAUUGCAAAAGUGGUUUGCUUUCAGUGAUUGCUAAAAGGAAAUUCCAACUCGAGAAACGAUGGUGUACGUUGAGCCAUCAUUUCCACGCGGCCGAAAGGUCGAAACCGAUGAGGACAAACCGCGAAAAAAGUUUAAAAAAUCGGCGGAAUAUGGUGCAUCAACGGCAAUCGAAGAGAAGCCUCAUAAGCUUCGCCCGAAGGACCGACAGCAGACGCGUCUGGAGCAGAUUGAACACGAUAAGGAAGAACUGGAACAGAGUGUGAGUGCGGCUUCGCUGCAAUUCAAAACGGCCCAGGAGGGAAUGCUACUGAUGGGAUGUGUGUACAAGAUUUCCAAAAUGGAUGUGAAAAUCUCGCUGCCGGGAAGACUGUUCGGUACGGUUCCAUUGAUGUCGAUUUCCGAGGCCUACACUACUCGACUGCACGGUUUGUUGCAGAAUAGCAUUGGAGGCACAGAGGAACGGUGUCCGGGGUUGGAUGAACUGUACAAAGUAGGGGAUUUGGUGUACAUAAAGAUUAAGGCUAAGUACAUCAAGGACAAACGGCUCGGACUUACACUGGAUCCGAAGGAUUUGCAUAGCGAAUUUAACUGCAAACAUCUGGUGGAAGGUCUGAUCCUAACUGCGACUAUUGAGGAAGAGGAAGAUCAUGGCUACCAAAUGAACGUAGGCAUAAAAAAUGUGCGAGCUUUUCUUCCAACGCACAAUGUAAGGAACAACACGAUGAUUGUUGGGAAAAACCUAUUUUGUUCAAUAGAGAAGGUAACUCAGGCGAAUGGUUCCGCGACGAUAAUUUUGAAGGCAUUCAAACCAACAGAACCCAGGAAGUUGGAAAUAGUUCAAGCAAAUAUUGAUUCGCUGGUACCGGGAUCGCUUGUGACAUUCACCGUUGAAUCGAUAUUAUCGAAUGGUUUGCAAGGAACGCUGUUUGACGAUACGGUCCCGGCGUUCGUCAACGAGAACAUGUUAGAGAGGCCCUUGUCGAAUCCGAAGAACUACGAAAUUUUUAAGCAGCUUCAAGCACGCAUCCUUUACGUGAUGCCCCACACCAAACACGUAUUUCUGACGUUGGCCCACUACGAUGGGAACAGAGUGCCCGUAACCGAUCCGAUUGCUCCGGGAAAGGUGAUAAAAGACGCCAAGAUAAUCCACAAAUGUCCUAGUGGCAUAUGGUUCCAGAUUGGCAAGAAACACAAGGCCUUGCUUCCGAGGUACAUUCUGAGAAGCAAAUACAACCAAAACUACGACGAACAAAUUGUAAUGGCCAAAUAUCAGAUAAACUCCGUUCACACUGUCCGGGUAAUGCGCUACGAAGCAUUCGAUCGGACCAUUAUUGUAACCGAUGAUGAUAAAACAAUCGAGACAAAGUAUUUCACCUUGAACGAUCUCAAAGUGGGAGACAUUUAUAACUGCCGCAUCACCAAAGUGUUGGACAAGAAGCGAGGCUAUCUGGUAGAGCUGGACAAUAUCAAAGGGAUUGUUACGUCACACAACUUUGAACCUUCGAAAACCUUCACCGUGAACCAGACCAUAAAGCUUCGUUUGAUCGCAAUCGAAGAGGAUCGCAAAAUGGCUCAAUUCUCCAACCAUUCUGAAUAUAUGAAGAAGUCAGCCAAGCUAGUAACCGCCAGAGAAGACAUCAAGCAAGGCCAGAAAUACCAAGGGACCGUGAUUUCCGAACAGGAAAAAUACUUCCUGGUAGCAUUCUGCAACAAGAUCACCGCUAUCCUGUUCAAGUUCUGUCGUUCCGUGACGCAGGAUCAGAACCGAAUUGCCCGAUUGAAACCGGGCAUUGUGGAGCGAUUCACUGUCCACGAAGUGACGGAAAACGGUGAAAAAAUAACCCUUGCCAUUCCAUUGACAGACGACAGUGAGAAUUUGGGCCACGUUGUCAAUGGUACCGUUACGGGAGUAUUUGCCACCGGCGCCGAUAUCUACCUGGUGAAGGAAAACGAAACUGGGGUCAUUCCUCCGGAGAUGUUUUCCGAUUUCCCAUCGCACAAUGCCAUCUUCCAGAGUGUACUGAAGGAAGGCGAACAGUUGCGGGCGGUCAAUGUGAAGGAGAACGUCUACAGCUGCCGGGAUGUGGACUAUUUCCGUCGGAAACCAACAUUAACGAAGGACGUUAAGGUUGGACAGAUUCUGCGAGCGUACUGUGUUGAGUUGUUGUCGACGGAAAAGAAAGUUUGCUUCCGGCUGGCGUUGAAGGAUUACCACAGGAAGGUGGUACUGAAGAUAAACAAACUGGCCGGGGAGGGAAAUUACAACGUUCCAAUCGAAGAGGGACAAGUGAUUAUGGCCAAGGUGAUCAAUCGAGUGAUGAAACCGGAAGGGGUGCUGUUGGUGGUAGCACCCAAGCUUGAGGAGGUGUGUACGCAGGGUGUGAACGAUGCCAUGCGCUACAUGCAGACCUAUUUAUGCGACGUGAAAGGACUCAUUCAAAGAUUUAAAUCCCGCGAUAAGCCAUUCGCUCAGUACACCGUUGGACAGGAGGUGAUGUGCGUGGUGGAGAGCUUGAUCGACGGUAGCGAUCAGAUGGUGGUGCGACUUGGCAGCGACGAACCAUCGGCUACCAUGGGAAUUGCAAUCAAAGAUCCCAAGAAAGAUGAUUACACCGUUGGCGAUCAACUUGAAGGUCGCAUCGUUUGGGUUGAUGUAGAGAAGCAGUUAGUCCACGUUUGCAUCGUACGGAAGUAUCUGAAACACUUGAUCGAUGAAGAGCAGGCAAAACUUCCGCAGGAAUUGUUCGAUAGUGAUGUAAGGCGGGAUUUUGUAACGUUGUUCCAAAACGAAUACGUUGCAGUGGGUUGUCUCUCGAAAGUGGACUGUCCGCUGGUUGUCGUACCGGUAAAAUGUCAUUACAACGACUUCCAAGUGUCGGCAUUGGGGAAAAAAGCACAGGUUGUUCUGGUUCGGGCAUCGGAAGGGUUAUUACAGGGAAUGACCGAGGAAUCCUACGACAAGUUUAAAGACUUUAAGAAAUCGAUUACGACUAAGAAGGACAAGGGGGACAAGGACUGCUGGCUGCCGGAUGAUUAUGAGGAGCCAAUACUGGAGGAUCCGGAAGAAUCCGACCCGGAAGAAAAUGUCGUCGAGAGCCACAGCGAUUCCGGAAUUGAUAAAGACGAAGGUGCAGAACAACCAGAACCUAAAGAGUCGAAAAAGAAAUCCAAGAAAAAGCAAAAGAAAACAGGGGUAUCAUCUGAGGAUCUGGUCAAGCUAAAGACAUCCAACGCAGUAGCAUCACCAGCCAAGGUGCUAAAAGUCAAGAAAGAGAAGAAAAAAGCUACUACCAAGAAACUUAAGUCCGGUAAACCCUUCGUCAUAAGCCAGUUGGAUGGAGCGGAUGACUUCGUAGCAAAGAAAAACAAGAACAAGAAGCAUUUUUUAUCCAAGCGCCCGGCUGCCAAUGCUCCACCUAACGUAGCGAGCAAGCAGUCGGGUUCCAAGAAUGGGCAGCUCGAGAAGAAGGACAAACUCCACCAGCUUACCCAGCAGACAAGCUUCAAAAGUAAGACAAAUAAGAACAAGAUCACCCUUCCAGUCACCGUUCAGAGACAGGACGUGAAGAAACAGCCGGAAGGCGUCAAGGUAGUAAAAGCUGCCUCGAAAAAGGAAAAACUACCCGGAGCGGAUGGCUUUUGGAGCACGAACCCAUCGGUUCGGAAGCAAGAUUCGGAAUCCAGCGAUGAUGAUGAACAACCGGAAGUGCAAAUGAAGAAGCGUCUCAACGCAAAGGAGCGUUUCGAGGCCAUCAAACAGGCGGAGAAACGAAUCCGUGAGAUCGAAGACGAACUGGCAGAUGAGUCGAUUGAUCCUCACACGCCCGACCAGUUCGACCGUGUGAUGCUAGCUCAACCGAACAGCAGUCUCCUGUGGAUUCGAUAUAUGGUAUUUCAUAUGGAGUCGGCUGAAGUGGAGAAGGCUAGAGCCGUGGCACGUCGGGCACUGAAGACCAUCAACUUCCGCGAGGAAGACGAACGCCUCAACGUGUGGAUUGCACUGCUUAAUCUUGAACUUCGAUAUGAAACCGUUGAAACGUUCAAAGAGGUACUGCAAGAAGCCGUUCAGUACAACGAUCCAUUCAAGGUGUACUCGAGGGUCAUCGAAAUCGCAAUUGAUUGCGGCAAAACACCGGAAGCAUUGGAGAUAAUCGACAUUUUGCAAAAAAGGUUCCGUAGACAACCAGAGAUGUGGCUUCUGAUUGCCGAUUCUUACUACAAAAUUGGACAUUCGAUCAAAGUGAAGCCUUUGCUAAGUAAGGCAUUGAAAUCGCUGGAGAACAAAGAACACAUCCCACUGAUUGUAAAGUUCGCCUUCCUGUACAACCGCAACAGUGAACGGGACGAGGCGCAUAUCCUGUUCGAGCAGAUCAUCACGUCUUAUCCGAAGCGAACCGACAUCUGGUCCCAGUACGUGGACAUGCUGGUAAAGGAUGGGUUGAUCGAUGUCGCACGUCAAACGUUGGACCGAGCCAUUGCCCAGCGGCUGCCGAUGAAGAACAUGAAAACACUGUACACCAAGUAUGUGGCAUUUGAGGAGAAACAUGGCGAUCGGGCAGCUGUGAAACGCAUCAAACAAGCGGCGGCUGAUUACGUUCAAACGCAGCUCAGCUCGAUAGGGGUGGCCAACAGCAGCGGAUGAAGUUUUUAUGGUGUUAUUAGUAAGAUACAACAAGAAUAUGUAUACAGUAGAG
Ochlerotatus camptorhynchus is the source of this 4818-nucleotide messenger RNA. RefSeq names its product Ribosomal RNA Processing 5 (gene Rrp5). The transcript is spliced from 5 exons. NCBI's taxonomy places the organism in Eukaryota, Metazoa, Arthropoda, Insecta, Diptera, Culicidae. The record is from RefSeq and is a predicted model, not a curated record. Gene Ontology annotation, biological process: rRNA processing. Bases 183 to 4766 code for a protein of 1527 amino acids. Gene Ontology annotation, cellular component: small-subunit processome; nucleolus. Gene Ontology annotation, molecular function: RNA binding; protein binding.